CAUUAGUGCACCAAAAUUUUUAUAAACGGCUGUCAAGAGAUUACCAAAGAUUUCGACUUGAUUUUAGAAAAGAUUAAAUAUUGGACCGUGAUUAACUUUUACCUAACAAAAAAUCACCCACGAGUAAAAAUAUAAUCUCUUGGCAGUGAUUUUGUUAGGGUAAAAGUCAAUCAUGGGUCAAGAUUUAAUCUUCCCUAAAUCAAGCCAAUAUCUAUGAUAUCUCAUGAUAGUCAGUUUAUGAAAUUUUUGGUGCAUUGAAGCAUCCUUUACUGAUGCUCACAUUUCCUCCUUAAACCCUCCACAACCACAACCCAGUUUUCCAUAUCCCAUACACGUACGCGUGUGUAUAUAUAUUACACAACCCACGCACCACACCACAAAGUCAAAACCCAUAUAAAAUAUCACAGUCAGUCUUGUUGUUUGCUUGCUGUCUCUCUCGUGGGACUUGGCUUCUUCUGCUGAUCAUAGAACCAUUUAGUAGCUUUCUUCUAUCUCCUUCCAAACUCAAGAGCGAGCUAUAGUGUGAGUGCGACGAAUUAAUCCGAGGAGUAAAAAAAAUGGAGUACGGCAGCGGAGGCGGUGGCUCUGGUUGUGGAGACCACCACGACGAGGCCUCCGGCUCUCAGAAAAGGAAGAAGCGCUACCACCGCCACACUACUCACCAGAUUCAGAGGCUUGAAGGAAUGUAUAAGGAGUGCCCUCACCCAGAUGAAAAGCAGAGGAUGCAGUUGAGCAGAGAGUUGGGUUUGGCUCCUCGCCAGAUCAAAUUUUGGUUUCAAAACCGCAGGACCCAGAUGAAGGCGCAAAACGAAAGAGCAGAUAACAGCGCGCUUCGAGCAGAGAACGACAAGAUCCGAUGCGAGAAUAUUGCAAUCAGGGAGGCCCUCAAGAAUGUGAUUUGCCCCUCUUGCGGUGUCCCUCCACUCAACGAAGAUUCCUACUUUGACGAACAUAAAUUGCGAAUGGAGAAUGCCCAAUUGAAAGAAGAGUUAGAUAGAGUGUCUAGUAUUGCUGCAAAAUACAUUGGGAGGCCAAUUUCCCAGCUCUCACCAGUUCAGCCUAUUCAUAUUUCGUCUUUGGACUUAUCAAUGGCAAGUUUUGUGGGCCAUGGGAUGGCCGGACCUUCGCUUGAUCUUGAUCUUCUACCUGGGAGUGCUUCAUCUUCCAUGCCCAAUUUACCUUGCCAGCCUAAUGGGUUUUCGGACAUGGAUAAGUCCCUCAUGACUGACAUUGCUGCAAAUGCCAUGAAAGAGUUGCUUAGUCUUUUGCAGACCAAUGAACCCUUGUGGAUGAAGUCUUCUACUGAUGGGAGGGAUGUUCUUAAUCUCGAAACCUACGAGAGGAUUUUUCCGAGGGCUAAUAGUCAUUUGAAAAACCCCAAUGUUAGAAUUGAAGCAUCAAGAGAUUCUGGUGUGGUUAUCAUGAAUGGUUUAGCAUUAGUAGACAUGUUUAUGGACCCGAACAAAUUUGGAGAGCUAUUUCCAACAAUUGUCUCAAUGGCAAGAACAAUCGAAGUAAUAUCAUCUGGAAUGUUGGGAAGUCAUAGUGGCUCUUUGCAGUUGAUGUACAACGAGUUGCAAGUGCUUUCGCCAUUGGUACCAACUCGGGAGUUCUACUUCCUUCGUUAUUGUCAGCAAAUCGAGCAAGGCCUGUGGAUAAUUGUUGAUGUUUCUUACGAUUUUCCACAAGAUAACCAGUUUACAAGCCAGUGUCGAUCUCAUAGGCUUCCUUCCGGGUGCUUGAUUCAAGACAUGCCUAACGGAUAUUCCAAGGUUACUUGGGUGGAACAUGUGGAAAUAGAAGACAAAGUUCCAACUCAUCGGAUUUAUAGAGAUCUUAUUCACAGCGGAUUAGCAUUUGGAGCUGAACGAUGGCUUGCUGCUCUGCAGAGAAUGUGUGAACGAUUUGCUUGUCUAAUGGUUUCAGGAACUUCUACUAGAGAUCUUGAAGGAGUGAUUCCAUCCCCUGAAGGAAAGAGGAGCAUGAUGAAACUAGCUCAAAGGAUGGUGAACAACUUCUGCGCAAGCAUUAGCGCAUCCAACGGACAUAGAUGGACCACCCUUUCUGGGACGAACGAGAUUGGAGUGCGAGUCACUAUCCAUAAGAUCACUGAUCCUGGCCAGCCCAAUGGCGUGGUUCUUAGUGCAGCUACUACCAUUUGGCUCCCCUUAUCACCGCAGAAUGUCUUCAAUUUUUUCAAGGAUGAAAGAACUCGACCUCAGUGGGAUGUGCUUUCAAAUGGCAAUGCAGUGCAAGAUGUUGCCCACAUAGCAAAUGGCUCACAUCCAGGGAACUGCAUAUCUGUUCUUCGAGCAUUCAACACUAGCCAGAACAACAUGUUGAUACUCCAACAGAGCUGCAUAGACUCAUCAGGCUCACUUGUUGUGUACUCCCCUGUUGACCUACCGGCCAUUAACAUAGCAAUGAGCGGUGAGGAUCCUUCUUACAUUCCUCUGCUGCCCUCAGGGUUCUCCAUUUCUCCCGACGGGCGGGCAGAUCAAGGGGACUGCGCCUCAUCGAGUUCUUGCAAUGCAACUGGAAGUGGAUCACUAAUCACAGUGGCAUUUCAAAUUCUGGUGAGCAGCUUGCCAGCCACUAAACUGAACUUGGAGUCGGUAAAUACCGUUAAUACCCUAAUCGGAAACACUGUGCAGCAAAUUAAAACAGCCUUGAAUUGCAAUAGUUCCUGAUGAUGAUCACUCUCUGCUACACAACUGUUUUUUCUUGUCUACCAUUGAUCUUAAAUAUUUCUGAUCAGAAAUGAUCAGAGGUAUUCAAUGUGGGACAGAUCAUCUGCGUUAGUUGAAAACUUUGAAUGCCCUCUCAUCAAGGAUCUGAAGCUUCAUUUACUUCCACUGCUGCUGCUGAUGGUUCAGAAGAGCUGUGUUUUUGCUUCCAAGGUUCAUCACAAUUUACACCAACUACAAAUUUUUUUUUUUUUUUUUUUUUUUUUUUUUUUUUGGGUGGGGUAGGUUUUUGUUCUGGCCAGUGAUUUUAACGCUCGUCUUGUAACCUCAUGUACUCCUUCUGUGAGUGCGUAAAAAAUUUUAACGCUCAUCUUUUGACCUCAUGUUGGGAUUGCGCGUGGAUAGAAGAGGUGUUAAAAUCACUAGCCUUUGUUUUUGAGUUGUCUUUGUUAUUUUGCAAAUUUCGUUUUGGAAAAGUAGAGCAUUAAAAGAGGGAGUCAAGAACGCACCAUACCCGUCUUCUUUCUUGCUGAAUUUCUCUCCGUCCAUCUCUCUCCAUCAAAAAAAAAGGUUGUAUGGUUCGGGCAUUGACUUCUUGUUCAUCAACUUAUGUAGCUUAAUUUAAACCAUAUUUGAAUUUCCUCUCAA
Molecule: messenger RNA, 3335 nt
Organism: Pyrus x bretschneideri (Chinese white pear)
Lineage: Eukaryota; Viridiplantae; Streptophyta; Magnoliopsida; Rosales; Rosaceae
Product: homeobox-leucine zipper protein HDG11
Exons: 10
Coding region: 558-2690 (710 amino acids)
Biological process (GO): regulation of DNA-templated transcription
Molecular function (GO): lipid binding; DNA-binding transcription factor activity, RNA polymerase II-specific; DNA binding
Source: RefSeq, a predicted model, not a curated record